AUGCUAAAAUAGAAGUUGGUUUUAUUAUAAUAAUAGAGAAAAGAACUAGAGAAUCAUAUUGAACAAUUAAAUUAAUAACUAUAAGUUUAUUAUGAUAAAGGAUAUAAUAAAUCAUUAAUAGAUGAAGAAGGAUUUCCUAGAUAAGAUCUAGAUUUUGGUGAAUUAUCUACAUAUAAAAAUUUAAGAAGAGAAUUCAAUGAAAAAAAUAAUGAUUACAAAGAUUUAAUGAAGCUUCUUGAAUAAAGUAUGUAUUAUUAUAAUGCUUUAGCUAUGAUAUAAUAUCAUUAGGAAUUGUAAAAUGAUCCCAAUCUCAAUAAUGAAAUAGAAGCAUACACCUAAAAAUGGAAAGAAUAACAGCAAUAACAAUCAAAAUAAUAAUAAUAAUAACAAUUGUAGUAAUAACAAUAAUAAUAAUAAUAAUAAUCAAGUAGUUAAUAAAAUUGGAAGAAUGAAUAUUCCAAAUAAAAUGAAAAUGAUUUAAUUAAACCUUUUGCUUAUUUAGAAGAUGUGAUUAAAGAUUCACCUGCAGAUAAGGCUGGUUUUAAAAUUAAUGAUUUUUUGAUUAGAUUUGGCAUAAUAGAUCAUAGCAAUCAUAAUAAAUUAUAAAAUCUUUAUGAAUACAUAAAAAAUCAAUAAAAUAAAUAAAUAAAUGUAAAAAUAGUUCGUUUACUUACACCUCAAGUAAGUGUAAUAAACAUUGACUUUUCAAAAGAAUCAUAUAUCAUAAUGGAUUUAACUAUAACACCAUAAGUAUGGAAUGGAAAAGGUUUAUUAGGAUGGAAAAUGAACAUGAUUUGA
This is a messenger RNA of Paramecium primaurelia, 798 nucleotides long. Lineage: Eukaryota; Ciliophora; Oligohymenophorea; Peniculida; Parameciidae. The record is from the annotation of a GenBank genome assembly.